This is a messenger RNA of Lachnellula hyalina, 660 nucleotides long. RefSeq names its product Ankyrin repeat-containing protein (gene YCR051W). The coding region runs from base 1 to 660 and encodes 219 amino acids. The record is from RefSeq and is a predicted model, not a curated record. Lineage: Eukaryota; Fungi; Ascomycota; Leotiomycetes; Helotiales; Lachnaceae. Gene Ontology annotation, molecular function: protein binding. The transcript has a single exon.
AUGGCAACUCCUCAAUCCAAUCCAUUCCUGCUGGCCGCCGACAAUCCCUCGCAGCUUCUCACUCUGCUGCGAAAUGACCCCGCCAUCGCAUCCUCUCAAGACGAGCAUGGAUACUCUCUCAUGCAUGCAGCAGCUUCAUACAAUCACUUGGAACUGCUUCGAGCACUCGUAAAUGAAUUCCAUGUCGACGUUGACCUGAAGGAUGAGGACGGAGAUACAGCCUUGUUCGUGACAGAGACUACGGACUGUGCGAAGGUCUUGGUGGAGGAGCUACAUGCGAGUAUCACGAUAAGAGGAAGUGAGGGGCAGACGCCAAGGGAGAAGAUCGCCGAAGAGGGGGAUUUUCCACAGGUGGCAGUAUAUUUGCGGAUGAGGGAGCUGGAAGCUGGAAUGACGGAGGUGAACGGUGUCCAGGAACCUACAACGAACGGCGCAUAUCCCCCUCCAUUGCCAGAAGGUGUACAGGUUAACAUUGGAGCAAUGGCUCCAGAAGAAGCCGGAGAAGUUGCAGACCCCGAGUUCCGACGAAGAAUAGAGGAGUUGGCAUCACGAGAAGAUUUUCAAGGGGAGGAGGGGCAAAGGGAGUUGAGAGUUCUUAUCGAAGAAGCACUGCGGGGUCAAGUGGGCGAUGACAGAAACGUGCGAAGCCGGACUGAAUAA